CGGCCGUGUUCAAACUUGGUAUACAACGAGCCGCGUGUUUAUUGCGGUCAAGUCGCAUCCUAUCCUUUCAAUGCCACACUCACCCCCGGUGUAAACUCAUCUACCGCCCCUUAUCGAUGCACAUACAAUCUAUUAAAGGCCCAUGCAGGAGCCGUCAAGGCAUUCCGAGAAAUAUGACUAUCGACGAAAUAACUUAUGACGUCGAUCGUCAUAACCCUCUGAGUGGGGGCUCAGAGAUCGCCUUUAAAAAUGACGAUUACAUCACACCCUGGAGAAGCAACUCUACUGAGGACGCACUUGCCGUCAAACGCCAUGCAGCAUUCCAAAUUGGCAUCUUCUCAAACCCCGUAUGUACAACAGGCGAUUGGCCUGACAUUGUCAAGGACACCCUUCCCUCCGAGUAUCUCCCGCGCUUCACUGACCAGGAAAAGAAGGACAUCCUCGGCUCCGCGGAUUUCUUCGCCAUCGAUUCCUACCGCUCGCAAUGGGUAAGCGCCCCGGCAGAAGGAAUCGACGCAUACGUAGCAAAUACUUCCCACCCCUUGUGGCCCGUCUGUAACGAACCUGUACUGUUCGACUCGGAUUACGGCUGGGCUAUAGGUCCUGCUGCUGACCCAUUGGCUACCUGGCUUCAGGCAACACCAGUGGCCAUUCGUCCUUUGCUGAAGGACCUCCACUCUCGAUGGCUGAGUAAUAAAUUGCAUGUUUCCGAGUUCAGCUUCGCGGAGCCUUACGAAAACGAGAAAACGGACUUGUCGCAAAUAAAGGAGGACGUGGACCGAACGAACUACUUCCUCACGUAUCUCGGCGAGAUGUUGCUAUCCAUACACGAAGAUGGGGUUCCGAUACAGGGUGCUUUCGCUUGGGCAAGUGGAACGUCCGUCAGAUUCGGUAUUCAGCACGUCAAUUACACGACACUAGAACGGACGUACAAGCAUUCGGCGCAGUCCUUGGCGGAAUUCUUUGCGUCGCACCUUCAAGAUUGAGUUCUGUGU
Molecule: messenger RNA, 995 nt
Organism: Desarmillaria tabescens
Lineage: Eukaryota; Fungi; Basidiomycota; Agaricomycetes; Agaricales; Physalacriaceae
Product: glycoside hydrolase superfamily
Exons: 13
Coding region: 174-986 (270 amino acids)
Biological process (GO): carbohydrate metabolic process
Molecular function (GO): beta-glucosidase activity
Source: RefSeq, a predicted model, not a curated record